This is a messenger RNA of Fonsecaea multimorphosa CBS 102226, 1185 nucleotides long. RefSeq lists its product as uncharacterized. The record is from RefSeq and is a predicted model, not a curated record. Gene Ontology annotation, molecular function: protein binding. The transcript is spliced from 2 exons. NCBI's taxonomy places the organism in Eukaryota, Fungi, Ascomycota, Eurotiomycetes, Chaetothyriales, Herpotrichiellaceae. Bases 1 to 1185 code for a protein of 394 amino acids.
AUGACAGAACGAGACCAGAAUCAGAAUUCAGCCCCUCCAAGCAACCCGCAACCUGAAGUGGACGGCAGCGAAGAAGACAAACAUGCCCACAUCGAACUUCCGGCCCCCGAGUCUACAAAGCAACAGUCUUCCUCUUCAGCGCCUCUCGUCAACAGCAAUGGCUGGGAUGGAAAACUGCGUAUGCCCCCUCGCAACGCUGUCUUGAGCAAUCCCGAAAUCCUCUCCGAUCCCGACUACUCAGACCCGGAUGCCCCUCCUGUCGAGCAAAUUGAGGCCGACGAGGACCUGUUGGAUGAUUACCCGCUCGACUCCGAGGACGUUGACCUGGUCCAUUGCCGCAUAUCUUCCCUCCCUGCCCUCAAACUCGAGCGCUUCACGCAGUUGAAAAGGCUGUGCCUCCGCCAGAAUGCGAUUACAAAUAUCCUUCUGCCCGAAAACCUGGGAGAGACACUUGAAGAGUUGGAUCUGUACGACAACCUCAUCUCGCACCUCAAAGGGCUCGAAGACCUGAAAUGUCUCAAGUCACUGGACUUGUCUUUCAAUAAGAUCAAGCACAUUAAACAUGUCAACCACCUUCACACCCUCACCGAGUUAUACUUUGUCCAGAACCGCAUUUCCAAGAUCGAAAACCUGGAGGGUCUCUCGAACUUGACCAUGAUCGAGCUGGCUGCGAAUCGCCUGCGUGAGAUCGAAAACCUGGACACCUUGACCCAGUUACAGGAACUUUGGCUGGGCAAGAACAAGAUCACCGAGAUCAGGAAUCUCUCCCCUCUCAGUAACCUCAGGCUAUUGGACUUAAAAUCUAACCGUCUCACAUCAAUAAGCGGACUCUCCGACCUGACGAACCUAGAGGAACUCUACGUCUCUCACAACGCCAUUUCUUCCAUCCCUGCAGAUGCCCUAUCCAACAACAAAAAGCUCCGUGUCCUGGACAUCUCCAAUAACCAAAUCUCGCACCUCGAAAACAUUUCUCACCUGACAGAAUUGGAAGAAUUGUGGGCGAGUUCGAACCAGCUGAGCGACUUCCGAGAGGUUGAGAACGAGCUGCGGGACAAGGAGAGUUUGGAGACGGUAUACUUCGAAAUGAACCCCUUGCAGUUGCAGGGGCCGGCGGUAUACAGGAACAAAGUGAGGCUAGCUUUGCCGCAAGUAAAGCAGAUAGACGCUACUUACGUCAAAGUCUGA